CGUCAAUGGGAAUUUCCAGCGAGGAAGUAACAUUGCAUCAAAUACACUGUUGGGCAGAUACUCCUACAUUUUUCCUUGAAAGGGAAAAGAAACUGAUUUUCUUUAUCAUAAACGUUCAUGUAGGACAAAUAAAAGCUGUUGGUUUACACAUAUUGAUCCUUAGUUUGUUAACGAAAGAUUUCAUUUAUAUACAUGUAACACAUUGGAAAUGGCGGAGUAAUUUGUAUUGCAGCACUUGAUCGCACUUUUCAAAAUCAGCUUCACAUUCUUCCAAAUAAUUCUGGACGUUCAGAAUAAGGUACUGCUUGGAGACAUUGCUGCAUAUUUUCAUCACCCCUCACAACUUCCAGGACUGUUUUAAGAAACUAGGAUAGCAUGGCUGAUGAAGCUUCUUAUCUGGUGGGGCAAGGGCACCAUAUGUUUGAAAUAGACCAGUUUUCAACUUUAAUGGGAAUGGAGCCUUUUACUUUUCCUAACAUGGCGGCCACCAAUUCACUACGAAUAGCAGAUGGACCAUACCUCCAAAUUAUAGAACAACCUAAACAGAGAGGCUUUCGUUUCCGCUACGGGUGUGAGGGACCAUCGCAUGGUGGAUUGCCUGGCGCUUCAAGCGAGAAGAACAGGAAGUCCUUCCCACAAGUCAAGAUAUGCAACUAUCAGGGACCAGCAAAGAUCGUCGUUCAGCUCGUGACCCAUUCCAAAGAGGUACGCCUGCAUGCGCACAGCCUGGUUGGAAAGCAGUGUGACAAAGGGAUAUGUGUGGCUGACCUGCAACCCAAAGAUACAAGCAUUAGUUUUCCAAACCUGGGUAUUCUUCAUGUCACUAAAAAGAACGUAAGCAAGACCUUGGAGGACAGAAUGAUUCAGGCGUACAGAUUGGGCUACAACUACGGCAUCUCUAUUCACCCAGAAAUAAAUUGUUUACAGACUGAGGGGCGGGUAUCAAGAGAACUCACAGAUCACCAGAGAAGCCUCAUUGCUAAUGCUGCCAUCAGUCAGACAAAGGAGAUGGAUCUCAGUGUGGUUCAGCUGAUGUUUACAGCGUUCUUGCCUGACAGUGAUGGUGGAUUCACAAGGCGGCUGGACCCCGUCAUUUCAGAUCCAAUUUUUGACAGCAAAGCCCCAAAUGCCUCUAAUUUAAAGAUUGUAAGGAUGGACCGCACAGCUGGCUGUGUUACUGGGGGUGAAGAGGUCUAUCUGCUUUGUGAUAAGGUUCAAAAAGAUGACAUCCAGGUUCGGUUCUAUGAGGAGGAUGAAACAGGAGGAUACUGGGAAGCUUUUGGAGAUUUUUCACCCACAGAUGUGCACAGACAGUUUGCUAUAGUCUUUAAGACUCCAAAAUACCGGGACCUCAACUUGCAAAAACCAACCUCUGUGUUUGUCCAGUUGAAAAGAAAGUCUGACAAUGAGACAAGUGAACCAAAGCCCUUCACUUACCAUCCACAGGUUAUAGAUAAGGAGGAGGUCCAGAGGAAGCGUCAGAAGACACUGCCCAGCUUUCCGGAUUAUGGUGCUGGAGCUGGUGGAGGGGGAGGAGGGAUGUACGGUGGGGCAGGAGGGGCUCCGGGAACAGGAGGGGCUGGAUUUAAUUACCAAGGAUACCCAAACUAUAAUAAUUUUGGAAGCCGCUACCCAUAUUCUGGUGGUCCCAGCAGCUCCGGUACUGGAAUGAAACAUGCUUCGAAGGGCCCUGCAGAUGAUGGCGAUGACAGUGACUUGGAUGACGAUAGUGAGGCCCAGUGUAAUCCGAGGAUUAGCUGCAAGGAGAAGUCCGAAGACAUGCAAAAAGCCUCUGAGGAGGAGAGUACAUCAGAUGGAGUGGAUCAGGGCCCUGCUGAAGAUUCACUGAAGACGGCAGUCACUGAAGUCGACCUACUAUUCGCUGAAAAGGCUAUGCAGCUUGCUAAGCGACAUGCAGACGCACUCUUUAGUUACGCAGUCACUGGGGAUGUGAGGAUGUUGCUGGCAGUUCAGAGACCCCUCAUGGCAGUUCAGGAUGAAAACGGAGAUACCGGCUUGCACCUUGGUGUUAUCCACCACAGAUCUGAGACUGCUAAAAAUCUUAUUGAAGUGAUUUCCUGUAUUCCUGGGGAGGAUGUGAUCAACAUGAGGAAUGACCUCUACCAGACUCCUUUACACUUGGCUGUUAUUACACAGCAAGCAGACGCCGUGGAAGCUUUGUUAAAAGCCAAUGCCGAUUUAAGUCUCACAGAUCGCCAUGGCAACACAGCUUUACACCUGGCUGCCAAGCAAGGAGAUUCUGAGAUUCUGAGCCUUCUACUCCAACACCAGGAAGCAGCUAAACUGAUUAAUCUUCCUAACAGUGAAGGUUUGAGUGCUCUUCAUUUGGCAGUGCUGGCCAAUAGCUUGCCGUCUCUUAGAGAGCUUAUCUCUUAUGGAGUGGAUGUUGAAGAAUGCGAGCAGAGUUCAGGUCGAACUGCACUACAUCUGGCAGUAGAGCAGGAGAACAUCUCUUUAGCUGGGAGCCUUCUCCUUGAAGGCAGUGCUCAUGUGGAUUCCUCUACAUACGAUGGGUCUACUCCUCUCCACAUAGCAGCUGGAAGGGGCUCCGUCAAAAUGACUGCGCUUCUCAUGGCAGCCGGAGCCAAUGCACAUAAAGAGAACUGUGAACCCCUGUAUGACACUGAUGACAGAGACUGUGAAGAGGAGGUGGGGGAUGAGGAUGAAGGGUUUGUUCCAGGGACCACCCCUUUGGACAUGGCACUCACUGAUGAGGUCUUUGAUCUACUGAAUGGAAAACAGUAUGAACCGAAGUUAAAGUCUUCCAGUUUACCGCCACAAGGUGAUAUGAAUGAUCUCAGUGAAGAAGUGAAGCAGGAGCUGUACAAAGUCCUGGAGCUGCCUGGUCAGAGCUGGGAGGUCCUGGCACAGCAGCUAGGAUUAGGAGUCCUAAACAGUGCCUUCAAGUUAAGCCCAUCACCAGCCAAAACACUGCUGGAGAGCUACCAGGUUUCUGGUGGUACUAUAAUGGAACUGCUAGAUGGUUUAAAAUCAGUGGGUAACUCUGAAGCUGUUGAAAUUGUUCAGAAAGCUUUAUGUGGUGCAACGCAUGAGAACGAGGACACCCCUGCUCCAGACUCGCCUGCUCUUGCCGAACAGCAGACAGGUGUCCAGCUUCCAAACCGACUGUUGGAUCUCAAGAACUACAGCAGUGAAGACAAUAGCGCAUGUGACAGUGGGGUAGAAACAUCUUUUAGGAAGUUUAGCCUCUAUUCUUCUGAAUCGCUGAAUUGUACUCCAGAAGAAUUGGGAUUAUCUGGAAUAUCCAAGGUCCCUAAGCAAGGCUUUGCUGUUGAGGGAGAAUUAUAACAUGACAAGAUAGUCCGUUUUCAAUCCAUAACAGAAAUAUUAGGGCUUUGUUUGGUUUAUUUUAAACCAUUGCAGUACAGCAGCAGUACAGUCCAGUUUGCAGUUCUUGUGUCUUGCAUUCAAUGCAUUCGCUGUCCUCCAGGGGGUUGUCGGCACAAUUUUACUGUUUCAAAAUGAAUGGAUUUCUAAAAAGCAAAUACCAGAUAAUUCUGCCUAACUGACUACCAACUGAUCUUGUUAUUAAUAUAGUCAAAUGACCUUUUCCUUUAAUGAUGUAAACUUAGGAAUUUACUUUUUUUCUGGCUUUGAAAUUGACAAUGUUAUUAAGCUUUAAUAACUAACAUUUGUGUUUUUCAUUAAAUUAAGUGUGUUGUAUUGCAGGGAUCAAAGUUCCAGAAAUUGCACAGAAAUAACCAGAUUUGAAAAUUCUGUGCAGUCAUACAAAGCAUAACACAAGCAAAAUAUUGUGAUUGUCUGCAUGGCAGUCAGUCAGCCAGGCAUAUCUCAUACAGUUAAGUGUUGUUUUAACCAUUUAUCUUAAUGCUAGUGGUGUCAAGACAUACAUUUUAAUUAUAACAAAAAUUGCAGUAUUGUAAUUCAAAGAUAUUUAAGCAGAUAAAUGAUUGUAAUCUUCAGUAAAUUCCACAAGAUGAAAUAAAACAUAUUCUGAUUAAAUUAAUGUUCUUUUAUCUUUGACAUCUGUGAUCUAAAAACCAUCUACAACUACCAGGCAACUGUACUUGGUGUUUGCCUGUGGAGUAUUUUUUAUAGAAAUGCAAGUGGUUUAUGAGGUCACUUAGGUUUAGUUGAAAAACAAAUCCUGCAAUUGACAGAAAUUGAAAAAGUGUUUUGCAAAUAAAGAGUAAAUUAAACAAUUUAAGUUUUUUUUUUUUUUUAAGCUACAGGAGUUAUAUUUAAUUUUGUGCUUAAGCCUUAUUAUUCAGUAUGACUUGUAUGCUUUACUUACUGUAUUAGUUACUGUGAUAAUGUGUACAUUUCUAGAAGAUGUACCUUUUAAAUAUGCAUUGGUUUGUCGGGAUUGGUGCAGUCAGGUGUUAUGAAUUAACUCAAAGAGUUUGUAUAGUUUGUUAUAAUAUUUUAUGUAGAUUGGUUUGUUAGUUUAAAUUCUUGUAGUACAGAGCUUGCACUACAGCCUUGUUAUAUUGUUUUAUCCUUCUAAAAGAAAUGUGGCCAAGUUACAUUAUUCACCAUGCUUUUUUAAAAAUAUUUAUCCCUUGCCAUUAAGAGUGAACCCAAAGUUCUGUUAUACUGUGAUAUAACAUGGACAAGGUUUCAGAUUUUGAUAUUGUAUUGCUUUUUUUAUUGCAUUUCCAAAUAUGGUUUAAUUCUUCAGUUUUAUUCUGUAAAUAUCUGCAGUAGUAGUAAGCUUAUGUGUACUACUUGUUUUAAUCUUGCUUUACAGUGGCAUAAUUGUAAUACAUUUUUAUAAUAAAAGAAAAACAAAA
Molecule: messenger RNA, 4796 nt
Organism: Polyodon spathula (Mississippi paddlefish)
Lineage: Eukaryota; Metazoa; Chordata; Actinopteri; Acipenseriformes; Polyodontidae
Product: nuclear factor NF-kappa-B p105 subunit-like
Exons: 25
Coding region: 376-3330 (984 amino acids)
Biological process (GO): cellular response to stress; canonical NF-kappaB signal transduction; inflammatory response
Cellular component (GO): cytoplasm
Molecular function (GO): DNA-binding transcription factor activity, RNA polymerase II-specific; protein binding; RNA polymerase II cis-regulatory region sequence-specific DNA binding
Source: RefSeq, a predicted model, not a curated record